UCCUUGAAGUAGUUAAACACAAAAAGUAUCACUUUAUUCUUUAUAUAUAUUUUUCUUAGGCUCAGUUGCUAUAAAAAGCUCAUGGUUUGGUAAACCGGACAGGGCAAUACAUUAUAGCUACUCUCUCUGUCAUGGAGAUGAGCAAUCAUUUUCUAGCUGUUGGAAGGUAACUCAUUCUCUUUCUGAGGGAAGAAAUAUUUAUAAAGACAGUCAGUCAGCAGGUGUCAUUUGCCUCUCGUCUCCUCCAAGCUCGAGCAUAAUUUCAUCUAACAUUGUAUGUACUGUUACUAUAAACUAUAUUAACAGCAGUAGUACUACUACAACCAGAGUUUCUAGUAGCAGGAUAAGACCUAGUUCUAGCAGUGUGUUGACUAGUAGGGUAUCAUCUAGCUGUAUAGUCAGUAGCAGCAGUAGCAGUAUAUUCUCUACCACCAUUAACAGUGUAUCAUCUACUACUACCAGUGUAUUAUUUGCAGUUUCCAGUGAAUUCUUUUAUUCUACUGUUAAAUCACCUACUAGUAGCAGGAUGUCAUUUCAUAAUAGUGUAUCAGCUAUCAUCAACAGUGUUUCAUCUUCAAGUGGUGGUGACAGACCCACACACAGUCCAUCAUCUACUAGCUACACUUUCUCGGUGAGUAGCAUCAUGACUAGUAGUAGCAGUGUGCAGACUAGUGCUCAACCAACAGUUGGAUCAAAUGCACAAAAUAAUUCACAGGUCUUUGGUUCUAUUGGAGUUGUCAUUGUUGUCCUUCUUGCUGUUCUUAUAAUUUUGGUAUCUGUUGUUGGAUGUGCAGUACUUGCAUGGUGUUUGAGGACUAAUGUAAAGAAAAAGAGAUCAACAAAUCGUUCUCUUCCAGUAAUGCAAAUGCCAAGUGCCCAAUAUCAGAUGAUUGCCAAUCAAUCUACUGAUGCUGAUCCUAGAGAUAGUUCAGAUGAGGAAUUUCCAGGGACGUCUGAACAAGGAGCUUAUGAUAAAGAAGCAGAUGAGAAGGAACCACUUUGUGAAUUGUCAGUGUAAUUUUGUAUUGGAAUUAAUAUUAUGUUAAUAG
This is a messenger RNA of Amphimedon queenslandica, 1049 nucleotides long. RefSeq lists its product as uncharacterized. Lineage: Eukaryota; Metazoa; Porifera; Demospongiae; Haplosclerida; Niphatidae. The transcript has 2 exons. Bases 527 to 1018 code for a protein of 163 amino acids. The record is from RefSeq and is a predicted model, not a curated record.